Molecule: messenger RNA, 1631 nt
Organism: Onychostoma macrolepis
Lineage: Eukaryota; Metazoa; Chordata; Actinopteri; Cypriniformes; Cyprinidae
Exons: 3
Coding region: 628-1296 (222 amino acids)
Source: RefSeq, a predicted model, not a curated record
AAUCAAUUGGUCAAAUCACUGCAGAAACCAGAGCAGUGUGGUGUCUAAAGUUGUUUGGCGUAAUUCGUUAAGAAAAGCAGUUUUGUGUGGAGCUCCAUUCACAACGUAGAAGAUAAAAUGGAUCUUGUGGGUAAAAUUAAAAGUUCUCUCUCUCAUGAUUUACUAAUUUGUGGUCAUUUUAUUCUUUCAGCUGUUUUUAGUUAAAUAACUCCCAAUUGUGUUGAUUUCUCAUUUUAACUGUUAGAUUGUGACUUAAACUGAAGUCUAGAAAACUAAAACCAAAUCUAAAAUAAGUACGAACUUCAAAUUUCUUUUUUUUUUUUUUUUUUACUUUCACCACAUGAAAUGUAUUCAUUAGCCUAUAUUAACAGGGUUUCCACGGGGUCUUAUAUUGUACAAGAGUCUUAAUUACGAUUUCAAGAGGUGUUAAAUUUGGUUAUGGAAAGACGGUGGCGCAAAAACGGGUUAUGCAGUGCAUGGGGUGUCGCACAUAGGAGGGCGUCAUUUUGCCGAAAUCAUUGUCAAUCUUAUUUAAUAAAAUGUCAUAAAAGCUUAGCUGCUAAAUACAAUGUAAUGAAACAUUUGUAAUCAACGUUAUUUUUUGGGGGGGUUUUUUUUGCAUCUUUAAUGAGUUCAAAAAUGUUUAUUCUAAACUUAAGACGCGGAACCGCAGUAUCUCUUUGCGACCACAACAAACGGGAGACUUUUCAGACGCGCGCUUCAGCUCGCCCUCAGCACCAGGAAAAGCCUGAGAUGACCAGAGAAAUUGGGUGCCAGACUGAACCAGUCAGCUCCAGAUCUGCAGGUGUGCAGGCUAACGUGAAGCCCAUCAGGAGAAGCAAAGGAGAUUUUGAAUACUAUGGAGCUUUUGUGUGUCUCUAUUUUGUUUUGUACUUUCACUGCUUAUUGAUAACAAAUCUAUUAUUAAUUUGCGCAGCCACCCAGGCCAGAAUGCGUACAGGCACUCUGAUGGAGCCUUUCACAGAGUGUCCCGGGGCAACCUCUACACCAUUGAAGAGGAAAAGAUGUGAGGUGUCCACUGAUGACUCCAGCUACCAUAAAGAUGGAAGUGAAAGCACCAUGAACUGUACAAGGGUCUCCAAUGAAGUAUUACCCCACAAAGUGACUAAGUACAUUGUUUAUGAAGAUAAACUGCUGGAGCUUUUUAGAAGAUGCCCUGUCUGCACCUGGAGUUGUGUUGCUUCACAAACAACCAUUGGGACACUUCUCCGUGUCAAACAGCACUGUGCUCACUGCGAGUACUCCAGAGAUUAUUAUAAAAAAUAUAUUCAAUAAUCCAGUGGGGGAAGGAAACCUCUGUAUGGUCCUUCUUCAGGAAACUCUUCCCUGAUCCUGGUCACAGCACAUGAAGUGUUGGCCAAGGUACCCCCAGCACCACCUAACAACAUUGCAAUAUGCAAGGUCUCUAUAACCGCUGAAAGAUAGGUGGUGCACAUGUAUGUUGAAGUGUAUGUUAUAAAUUAUUUAUAAAAACAUUGAUCUUUCUUCCUGGAACUAACCUGUUUACAAGUGUCUCUUCCAUUUCACCAAAUAACUGGAGAUAAGUUACAUAUACAGCUUGUAACAUUUGGUAUGUGGGGGUUGUGUGUUUUGUGUAUAGUACUUAUUAA